AUGUGCAAAUAUAUCACACACCUCCGUGUCUGCAAUGUCUGCAGUCAACAAGAUACGGUGCUCAUAUCGGAGAGGCCCUGCUUCCUCGCCAAAAAGAAUGGCGUCUUUGGAAGUUGUGAUGCAGGUAUUGGCAGCGACCGCAGCAGUACCCGAAAUCACUGCUGGAAAUGUAAAGAGAGAGUCCGUCGCAUUCCUCGACCAUCGCCAACGUCGCGGCACAUCAGCCUUCACUGA
Colletotrichum orchidophilum is the source of this 234-nucleotide messenger RNA. RefSeq lists its product as uncharacterized. Bases 1 to 234 code for a protein of 77 amino acids. NCBI's taxonomy places the organism in Eukaryota, Fungi, Ascomycota, Sordariomycetes, Glomerellales, Glomerellaceae. The record is from RefSeq and is a predicted model, not a curated record. The transcript has a single exon.